ACACUGCUUUCAAUUGAUUAUUGCUUUUCAUUAAUAAUUUGAUAACAAAUUGUUUUAAUAUUUGUUUACUUUAUUUGAAUUGAUAUUAAUUUUUUGAGUUUUUCUCGUCUUUUAAAUAGUUUUUUAGAUUUUUAAACAAUUUAUUUACAACUUUAUUAUACAUGAUAUUAAAAGUGAUAUUAUUUGUAAUGUUUGUUAUAUUUAUAUAAUUGUCUAUUAAUUACAAGUUUAGAUGCCAUUGAAUACACAUUUAGUGACUAUUUGUUAACAAUAAUAGACAUUAUGUUUGAAACCAAUGUAUAGUAACGGCAAUGAAAACCAAAGACUAGUCAUUAAUGCCAUUCAAGACACCAAUCAUUGAAUCUUUAAGUGAAUUGUCGGCCAAAAUGUGGACUAAAUGAACGCCAAACUCAUAAAUGAACGCCUAUUUUGACACAAAACUCUUUUAUUAGACCUCUAUUUGCCAAUUGAUGAGCACCUGAGCGGCCAAACAGCCGUUGGACAGCAUUAUGGCGUGCAAGUCAGUGACCAAGCUCAUCCCCGCCACCUGUGCCUGGAUUCUACUCCUGUCGGCCACCACUGCAUUCUUCCUCUUCCCUUGUCUAUACCUUCAAAACGCGUAUCACUUAUCGGUAACCAUAAGUCAGGGAAUAAUCACUUUUUUCGUGAUUUCCAACUUUUUUUUGGCCACUUUUAUGGAUCCGGGAAUCAUAAAGAAAGAUGAGGACAAAGACGACGACUUUCGUGCGCCGCUCUAUAAGAACGUGGAGAUCAAUGGCAUAACUGUGCGGAUGAAAUGGUGCGUCACGUGUCAGUUCUAUCGACCACCGCGUUGUUCCCAUUGUAGUGUUUGCAACACUUGCAUUGAACCAGCUGCGUUAAUGUCCGUGAAGAAGAAAAAGGAGUAUAAGGAAUCUCUCGUAUUACUCGCUAUAAUUGCAUUACUAUUUAUACCAAUCAUUGGUUUAACGGGAUUUCAUAUCAUUUUGGUGGCCAGAGGUCGCACCACAAACGAACAGGUGACCGGUAAGUUUCAAGGAGGGUAUAACCCAUUUUCGAGAGGCUGUUGGUCUAACUGUUGUUACACACUGUGCGGUCCGCGCUUUCCCAGCAAAAGUGCGGCCAAGAAGAAGAGCUCAUUGGCUCACUUCCAUCAAUACAAUUCAUUGAGUGCUUCUGCAGCAACAGGUGCUGACAAUUCAGUUAAGGUUUAUAUGGAUAGCACUAAUUCAAUGUUUGUUCAUAACUCAAUGCGUCCCAACAACUCAUCCCAUUCUCAGAACUAUAACCGAAAGACAAAUAGUGCCUGUCCAAACGAUGGCAUAUCAUUAGAAAGAAUAGAGUCUUCAUCUCAAAGCCAAUCGCGUGAUUGCGAACCCUCUCCGCCGGCGCACAGAAACCAUAUGAACUCAUCAAUGAGUCCCCAAUUUAAGCCAUACCCUCAUAAUAUGAGUGGACAAAUGGCUUAUCAUGAUUACAAUAAACCACAGUUUAAUAAUGCAGACAAUAAUCAUUCGAUUACUAUGAGAAGAAACGAAAAUGGCAAAAAAGAGACAACUUUUUCUGUCUCUGGAGAUGAAUGCUAUAACGAGAAGCCAACUCUUGGCAAUCAAUACAAUAGUCAAAGAGCUUUUUCUCCGACGAGCAGCGGCUCAAACACUGAUAGAUUUACUCAAAGUCAAAGCCGAUCAAUGACUCCGGGCGGAGGGCCGGGAGGAAUGAGACAGUCUCCCAAUAGUGAGGACAACCGGCAGAGUCAGUACGAAAUGAAUUACGAGAUCUCUGUCUGA
Medioppia subpectinata is the source of this 1790-nucleotide messenger RNA. The record is from the annotation of a GenBank genome assembly. NCBI's taxonomy places the organism in Eukaryota, Metazoa, Arthropoda, Arachnida, Sarcoptiformes, Oppiidae.